Messenger RNA from Hordeum vulgare subsp. vulgare (domesticated barley), 967 nucleotides. RefSeq names its product putative 4-hydroxy-4-methyl-2-oxoglutarate aldolase 2. Gene Ontology annotation, molecular function: ribonuclease inhibitor activity. The coding region runs from base 301 to 807 and encodes 168 amino acids. Lineage: Eukaryota; Viridiplantae; Streptophyta; Magnoliopsida; Poales; Poaceae. Gene Ontology annotation, biological process: regulation of RNA metabolic process. The transcript is spliced from 3 exons. The record is from RefSeq and is a predicted model, not a curated record.
UCCACCCGUCGUGCUCGUGCUCGUGCCGCGGGCUACUCGUGAUCCGCCACCCACCCACCACCCCACCAUCAACAUCACACCACGGAAAAGAAAAAGGAAAAAAGGAGCUUCCUUUCUUCCCCCCUCCUCCUCGGAUUGGAUCCCUUCCCUCCCCUCUGAUUCCAUUUGGAGGCGAGGUGACGGUGGAGUGGAGAUCUUGACAGGACUGCCUGCGCUCCACCCUCCGCCCUCCGCUGCCUCCUCGCUCCCCACGGCGGCGACACCCACCGGCGACGCGCGGCGAGCCCUGAAUCAGCGACUAUGGCGGCCUUGCCAUUGGCCACGGCGGAAGUCUGUGACGCCAACUCGCACCUGAUCACCGGCGGCGAGCUCCGGGCGCUCCAGCCAAUCUUCCAGAUCUACGGGAGGCGGCAGGUCUUCGCAGGGCCCAUCGUGACGCUCAAGGUGUUUGAGGACAACGUUCUCGUGCGCGAGUUCCUGGAGGAGAAGGGCCAGGGCAGGGUGCUGGUGGUGGACGGCGGCGGCAGCCUGCGGUGCGCCAUCCUGGGCGGCAACCCCGUCCAGCAGGCGCAGAACAACGGGUGGGCGGGCAUCGUCGUGAACGGCUGCAUCCGGGACGUGGACGAGAUCAACGGGUGCGACAUCGGCGUGCGCGCCCUCAACUCACACCCGAUGAAGGCCAACAAGAAGGGCAUGGGCGAGAAGCACGUCCCCAUCACCAUCGCGGGCACCCGGAUCUGCGACGGCGAGUGGCUCUACGCCGACACCGAUGGCAUCCUGGUCUCCAGGACCGAGCUGAUUGUGUAGGAAAGGCCGUCGCCUCACUGUCUGUGUUGUUCCACUCUGUGGUUGUAUUUGCUUGUCUGUAACAUGAUGGAUGAAUGAAAUAUGAACUUGUAAUAAUUGUAAGCUUAUCUUGCCUGAUCAAAUGGAACGAGAAAUACGAAUAAAAUUGUGAGUUGAUGAA